UGGUAUUUUAAAAUGUUUGUGUUUAAAUCUAUUACAGGAUUAUCUUGAUGUUACCACUAGGGUUCGCCAAAGUCGUUUUACUUUCACUUUAAAAUGCAGGAAGCUACCAGUCUGUUACCAGUCAUGUUGUACAGCAAUAGCCGAAAACGGAAGUUUGACUCAUAACUAAAGCCCUCAAGGAGAGAAACCGGAAUCUGUAGGAUCAACAGGAGAGGAGAAGUCUGGCUCGAGACACUUGGGAGAACAUCUUUCCCUCAUCUGGCCUUGCAUAGUGUCUCACUUCCUCCUCAAGCUCAAGAUGAUGAAGACGUUUGGAUUACUACAUGAAUCCGCAGGCGUAUGUAUGUUGCUGAGAAAGCUAAGAGUGAAACUAUAAAGAAGUUGUAAGGCUUUAAUGCAGCCCAAUCAUUCUGUCAGUCAGUCAGUCAGUCAGUGACCAGGGUGACAGGAUGGAACUCAGUCAACUCUUUGCGGUUCUCUUGCUGAUUUCAAUUAUACCAGUGGCCCAGGCACAAGGGAGUCCUAAAGCCGUGUUGACCAUAAUUCCUGAUUCACAAGUAAUAAAUGGAGAGCGUGUUGUUCUCAAAUGUGAAGUUCAGGGAAUAAGAGGUGGUCAGUGGACAUACAGCUGGUAUAAAUAUAAUAACAGACUCUCAGAGGAAGAGGAUGGUGACUACACAUUCAGACAAAUAAUGGGGAUAAUAAUAAUCCGGUUUGUUAGUGAGUCUGACAGUGGUGACUACACCUGCAGAGGACAGAGACGUGACUCUCUGGUCUCGGAGAUCAGUGAUGCUGUUACACUGACGGUAUCAGCAGUUUCCAAACCGACUGUGAGAGUGAGUCCUCAGCGCUUCGUCUACACAGGAGACACCAUCACUCUGAGCUGUAAGCUGCAGGAGACACCUGCAUGGGGGGUUUUCUGGUACAAAAAUGACCAGGACUUUCAGCUUCACAAUACAAAAAAUACAAAAACAUUUAAUGUGACAGUCGAUACUGAAGGAGAAACAAUGUACCAGUGUCGAGCACACAGGAGAAACACACAAUUCAACACAGAUCACAGUGAUCCUGUCGAGAUUAUAGUGAGAGAAAGACCCAAACCUAUGGUAUCAAUUAAUCCUGAUAAACAUGUGUACAAUGGAGACAAUGUCACUCUGAGAUGUGAGAUACAGGAUGAAAGUGUAUCUAGGUGGCAGUACAGCUGGUAUAAAGAUGCUUCACUAAGUCCUGUCAGUAGUGAACAGAUGUACAGAAUCAGUGGUGUUGAACUGACCCAUAUCGGUAACUACACGUGUAUAGGAAGAGAGAGUGGAGGCUCACGUUCCUCACACCUCAGUGAUGCUGUUACACUGACUGUAUCAGAAAGACCCAAACCAGUGUCAUCUAUAAAUCCUGAUAAACAAGUAUUCAGUGGAGACACUGUCACUCUGAGAUGUGAGAUACAGGAUGAAAGUGUAUCUAGGUGGCAGUACAGCUGGUAUAAAGAUGCUUCACUCAGUCCUGUCAGUAGUGUACAGAUGUAUUCAAUCAGUGGUGUUGAAGUGACACACACAGGUAAAUACACCUGUAAAGGAAGAGAGAGUGGAGGCUCACGUUCCUCACACCUCAGUGAUGCUGUUACACUGACUGUAUCAGAGAGACCAAAGGCAGUACUGAGUGUAUCCCCACAGAACUGGUUAAAUGAUGGAGACUCAGUGACUCUAAGCUGUGAGGUUACAGACUCCUCUACAGACUGGACAUUCAGCUGGUACAGAGAAGUUCCAUACAAAGACGGUGUAACUGCAAUAAAAAAUACUAAUGGCUAUAUCAUGUAUGUGGAGCUUCUCUCAGACAGCAGCAGAGGAUCUGGAGGCAACUACACUCUCAGUCCUUCUGCUCUUCAUCACACAGGAGUUUAUGUGUGUAGAGGAGAGAGAGGAGAACCAGCCUUUUACACUCAGUACAGCAAUCCACAGCUUCUAAGGAUUACUGAAAGACUCAAACCAGUGGCAUCUAUAAAUCCUGAUAAACAGGUGUUCAGUGGAGACACUGUCACUCUGAGAUGUGAGAUACAGGAUGAAAGUGUAUCUAGGUGGCAGUACAGCUGGUAUAAAGAUGCUUCACUCAGUCCUGUCAGUAGUGUACAGAUGUACACAAUCAGUAGUGUUGAAGUGACCCAUAUAGGCAAUUACACCUGUAUAGGACAGGAGUAUGAAGGCUCACGUUCCUCACAACUCAGUGAUGCUGUUACACUGACUGUAUCAGUGAGACCCAAACCAGUUGCAUCUAUAAAUCCUGAUAAACAGGUGUUCAGUGGAGACACUGUCACUCUGAGAUGUGAGAUACAGGAUGAAAGUGUAUCUAGGUGGCAGUACAGCUGGUAUAAAGAUGCUUCACUCAGUCCUGUCAGUAGUGUACAGAUGUACACAAUCAGUAGUGUUGAAGUGACACACACAGGUAAAUACACCUGUAAAGGAAGAGAGAGUGGAGGCUCACGUUCCUCACACCUCAGUGAUGCUGUUACACUGACUGUAUCAGAGAGACCACAGGCAGUACUGAGUGUAUCUCCACAGAACUGGCUGACUGAAGGAGACUCAGUGACUCUAAGCUGUGAGGUUACAGACUCCUCUACAGACUGGACUUUCAGCUGGUACAGAGAAGUUCCCUACAAAGACAGUAACAGUUAUGCCUUGUAUAAAUUGAUACUCCUCUCAGACAGCAGCAGAGGAUCUGGAGGCUCCUACACUCUCAGUCCUUCUGCUCUCAAUCACUCAGGAGUUUAUCUGUGUAGAGGAGAGAGAGGAGAACCAGCCAUUUACACACAUUACAGCAAUACACAGCCUCUAUGGAUCUCUGGUGAAUCUCCUCCAGUCUCAGUGAUCCUCACUCCCAGAAAAACUCAAAGAUUUACUGAUGAUUCUCUCUCACUGAGCUGUGAGGACCAGAGUAACUCUACUGGAUGGGCAGUGAGACGAUACACAGACAGUAAGAAAGUCUUAGAUUGUUCACAAUGGGGAUCAGUUUCGAAUUCAACAUGUAACAUCAGCUUCCUCUCUCCAACUGACAAUGGAGUUUACUGGUGUGAGUCUGAAUCUGGAGAAAACAGUAAUCCUGUCAACAUCACAGUGCAUGACUCAGGUUCUAGAUCCAGGCAUAGGCAUGUGGGAAUGGCUGCAAUUUUUGGAUUUUUGCUCAUCGCUUUACUGAUACCAAUGAUUUGGCUCUUGUCCUACAAAAGAGACAAAGAAAUGCAGCAGAAAUACAAACAGACGUCAAAGCAGAAUCAGAGCCGGUCAGGAGCUGAAGACUUUCAGUCAGGACUUGCACCACUUCAGGCUGUCACAAAGGCAGUUAAUCUUCAUUGUUCUGUAGAAAAGGAACACAAGUAUGCUCCUGUGGAUCAGACUGAUUUAAAUGGAACAGAUAAGGCCAGUCUGGAAGACAUUACUACUAGCUUGUAAGAGCUGAAGCAAAACAUGGAGGGAGCCACGUGUCUGUGUACCAGCUAACAAAAUAGAGAAGUACAAUUUUAUAAACCGUUGACAUGAAGAAAUUUAUUUAUACUGUCUGUUUAUUUAUAUAAUUUUCAAUCGCUUUUCUUUUUAUACUUAUUCAAAUACUUGCUUGUGUGAUUGUGCAAGUCAUCAUGUGUAUUUAUAUUCUGUUUUGAACACAGCAUGAGUGCGCACUACUGUGCAGAAAAUGUUUCUAAUGUUUUUCAUCAUUUUGGGGCCAUGGUUUGUUUUAUGUUAAUGCAGUGGUGCAAAUUCUGCUGUGACGAGCUGCAGGAGGUGAAAACCUGCAAAAGUAUAAUUAAUGUUAUAGUCCAUAAUUGUAUAAUCAUGAGAGGAGACAUGUUUUGUUUCUUCCUUUUUUAAAUCAGUGUGUUCAACAUGAAUGAAGUAAUAAGUGAGCUUUUAACUGUAAAAUUUGAUGGACAAAAGUUCAAAUCAAAAUUCAAUUUGUCAGCGAAUGUCGUAUUCGUGAAUUAUCAGAAUUUGGGGUUCUUUUGAGGAUUCUGCUCUUCUUUUUGUUUUAUGUUCAUGUCUUUCUUUUGUUUCCCCAAUAGAUGUCUCUAUUGUGUUACUUUGCCUUGCACUAAAUACACCUUGUCUCCAUCUGUUUUGAAGUGUUUUUCUGUACUUUGGACUCAUUUGAUUAUGAUUAUGUCUUACUCCAUUUUUGUUAUUGAACUUUUUAAUAAAGCAAAUCAUGGAACUUUUAA
Messenger RNA from Silurus meridionalis, 4201 nucleotides. RefSeq names its product Fc receptor-like protein 5. Bases 450 to 3437 code for a protein of 995 amino acids. Gene Ontology annotation, biological process: cell surface receptor signaling pathway. Gene Ontology annotation, molecular function: transmembrane signaling receptor activity. Lineage: Eukaryota; Metazoa; Chordata; Actinopteri; Siluriformes; Siluridae. The record is from RefSeq and is a predicted model, not a curated record. The transcript has 19 exons.